Molecule: messenger RNA, 3805 nt
Organism: Manduca sexta (tobacco hornworm)
Lineage: Eukaryota; Metazoa; Arthropoda; Insecta; Lepidoptera; Sphingidae
Gene: Gga
Product: ADP-ribosylation factor-binding protein GGA3
Exons: 8
Coding region: 330-2360 (676 amino acids)
Biological process (GO): vesicle-mediated transport; intracellular protein transport
Cellular component (GO): trans-Golgi network
Molecular function (GO): ubiquitin binding; phosphatidylinositol binding; small GTPase binding
Source: RefSeq, a predicted model, not a curated record
GGAAAUGUUACCUACUAAAAAUGUUUAGAUUUCGUAACGAUCGCCUGUAUUUCUUCAUAUAAUUAUAAUUUCACAGGUGUUUGUAGAUACUUCAACAAUUUAUAUAAUGUGCGAAGGCUUUCUGUAUAUAAAAGUAAAUAAUACAAUUUCAUGAACAUAACUGACAACAUACUUAUUACACCGUCUGUCACUUUGCUGUAAUUUGUAUGAAUGUCUGUGACCGACUUUAUCAAUUUGUUGGCGAAAAUGUCAAGUGAAACGGGAGAAACAGAAAUUUUAUUCCAAUAAAUUUAUUUAUUUACCUCAAGCGAUACUAUUUUAUAGAAAAGAUGAAUGUGACACUAACGAGUUUGGAAGCUCUCAUAUUAAAAGCGACCCACGAAAGUCUGCCUUGUCCGGACGCGGCGGCUCUCGAAGCGUUCUGCACGAUCACGCGAGACUCUGCGGAGGGCCCGCAGCUGGCGGCGCAGGCCCUCGCCAAUCGCAUCCACUCACUGAACGCUCGAGAGGCUCUGCUGGCGCUGGUCAUGAUUGAUCGGUGCAUGCGACGUUGCGAUGCUAAUUUCCACGCGGAAGUUGGAAAGUUCAGAUUUCUAAAUGAAAUGAUAAAGUUGGUGUCGCCCAAGUAUUUCGCCGACAGAACAGCGCCUGAAGUGAGGACUAGGGUUUUACAAUUACUCCAUGCAUGGUCUAUUGAAUACCCAAAGGAAUCAAAGUUUAAAGUGGCGUAUGACAUGUUGAAGAACCAAGGAGUGGUGAAGGAAACCCCUCCACCUUUACCACCUGAGGAUUCCCCCGCGCCGCCACCACGCCACAGAGCGAAAAGUGCUAUAUUUGAGGAUGAAGAAAGGUCUAAAUUACUCCAAAAACUGUUACAAAGUAAGAAACAAGAAGACCUGCAGCAUGCCAAUCGUCUCAUUAAGACUAUGGUUCGGGAAGAGGAGCGCCGCAGCGAGGCUAACAGCCGUCGCGCGCAUGAAGUAGGCGCGGCGUUGGACAGCGCGGGGCUGCUGAACGACAUGCUUUCAAAUGCAGCAAACGCAUCGCCCGAUGAAGAACAACUCAUAUGUGAACUGAACUCUACAUGCGCUAGGUUGAAACCAGUACUGCAACACCUGGCUGCCACUGAGUCUGACGAAAAUUUGAGUGAUAUUUUAUAUGCAAGUGACGUAUUAGAUGAAGUAUGUGCAAGGUACAAGGCCUUUGCAAUUGAAAGAAAGAAAAGAGGCAGAGUUUACCCUAACGCGCCUAAACCGGCAACCAACACCGAAAGCUUAUUAGAUUUUGCUGGAGCUAAUGUCAAUAAUGAGGAAGAAAAGGAAACAAAACAAGUAAAUCCUAAGAAAAACGCUCUAGAUGAGCUAGGAGAUAUAUUCUCUGCUGGCGCAGAUGCUAAUAUUGUAGAACCUCUAAAACCUGUUAAUGCUAUGCCAAAUGAUGAUGCUGAUCUUUUAGGAGAUAAAACAAAUAAAGUUGAAGGAUGGGUUGAAUUAGAUUCCCUUGGGGAACAACUUAUGAAACAAUCGCUACCAGAACAUGCCAAAAGAAUUGAUAAUUUUAAUAGUAAAACAGCCAAGAAAAUACCCAUGAAUGCUUUAGCAUCGCCAAAACACGAAGCGCAAUCUCAUAAUAACGGCGCAUUAUUAGACUUAGAUUUUUUCACACGAAAGGCCGAAGAAGACACAAGCCCAGUUCCUGUACCACAAACAUCCAAGACUCCACCACUCGACGACAUAAUUGUAGACAUAACCGAGGGGCCAGCGCAUUCCAACAGUAAUGAGUUUAAUAAUAAUGUUACUGAAAACAAUUUGAAUAAUAUAUUGGACUUAGAAGUAAGUAAUGCCAAAAGUGAAGUUACAAUGCCUGUUGAGAACAAAGACCCUGAGGUCACUGAAACGAAAGUAGAAGUUAAGGCUAAUAAGACUAAAGAUGUGAAGCCGUUAAAUGAUAUAAAUGUGUCUCUACAUAGCGUGCAGCCUAGUAAAGUGCCGCCACUCACUGCAUUUGAAGAGGAAGAUGGGGUUACAGUGGUGUUACAUUUCUGCAAGGAUAAACCAAGACCAGAUGUUAAUGUCAUAGUCAUAUCUACUACUAGUAAGAACAAAUCGCCCAUUGAAGAUUACAAGUUCCAAAGUGUUCUACCCAAGGGUUGCAAAGUGCGGUUACUGACACCCUCCGGCACGUCUCUGCCCGCAUAUAAUCCUUUCCUGCCGCCGCCAGCCCUGACGCAGGUGAUGCUGAUCGCUCGCCCGCCCACGCACACCGCCAUCAACCUAAAAUUCGUCAUCACGUACACCUGCGAUGAGGAAAUGUGCUCCGAGAUGGGGGAAGUCAAAGAGUUACCACUCGACGACAUAUAGUAUUACGGCCUCACAGCCGAAAUUAAUUAAUUCAUGAUCGACGCUUCAGCAGACGUAUUAUUUUACAUUUCUAUGUAUGUGGUAUAUGUAUGUCUGUAAAGGAGAUAUUUAGUAAAAUAUUGUAACUGUUCAGGUGUGGAUAAAUUUGUCCCACAUAUGUAACAUUUCUUUUUAGAAGAAAACUGGAGGAUUGGAAACACCAAUUAUAUUCAACGCAAGCAGACAGGUAUAUCAUUUUUACGUUGCGUACGUGGUCAAAUUUGUCCUUACUUUAAAUGGUUUAACUUACCCCAUAACCAAUGUACUAUUGCCUAAAUAUUGGUACUUAGAAAUUAAUGUACGGAUUUAUUUUUUCACCCAAACGGGACUCGAACAAGAGAUUGCUGAGUGUGAAUGAUUUUGCAAUUACUAAUCUGCCAGCUUAACAUUCCUAUUAGUAAGAGAAAUAUUUUGACAAAAUGAUUUUGUCUGUAGUUUAUAUAUAUGUGAUACUGAAGAUUAUUUAAAGAUUAUUAAAAUAUAGAUCCAGGGAAAUAGAAUACUCCCACAGAAUAUUUGCCUAUAAUAUAGUUUAUUAUGUUCUACACUAUUUUGGUUAUGAUAAGUUCAAAUUUCAAAUGCCUAACUAUAGAAUCCAUAGGAUCCGCCUUUAUUAUAUGAACGAGAGUGAGGGAUGCUUAUAGUUGUGAAUGGCUUACAUUCUAGUCGAAAUUUUAUGCAAAUAUAUCAGUUAUUUAUUUUGGUCUCGAUUUAUUCCAAAUACACAGAUGUAUAUCUUAUAUGCUGAAAUUGUAUGUAAAAUAUUUCAGUAGUAUUUUAUUAGUGAUUUAUUUUUAUUGAAUAACCCUAUUUUUAAGUUGUUCUUAGUCGAAAAAAAUUAUUGGUAUUAUUUGUGGACCUGAUGAUUUCAUAGAAGUUUUUACCGCUUUGGGCCGUGCAAUUAGAGAAAGGGUGUUUUGGAGCUCCGGAAAAAGUAUUUCACUUCAAUUUUUAAUUACAGUGAUACUAAAAAACAGACAUAAUAGUUUCUUUAUUAACAAAAUUCUACCUACAGUGAAUCACCCCCAAAUAUAAUGUUAUUAGAACACAAAUACUUAAAGAUAAUUUAUAGUAUUUACAUGUACUUAAUUCUGUGAAUAGAAUAACAUAAUAAUUAUUUAUUAACAAAAAGAUGACGAUUGUCAUUAUUAAAUCGCUGGUUGAUAUUUUAAAGCUUAUUAUUGAUAAUUUUAUUUUAUAAAUGAUUUAUUAUUUCCUCAUGAAAAAUCUGUCAAAGGAUUUUUUAAAAUAUUUUAUUAUAAGAUCAGAUCUGAAUAUUUAACCUGCGUUACGCGAACAUGACUACAAAACAAAUGCAUUUAGAAUUGUACAACAUUGUAUAGAUAAUAGUUAGCAUUAUAUCAUGCACAUAUGUAAAACUGUGCAAUAAAUAAGAGUGAACUUGA